Messenger RNA from Rhizophagus irregularis DAOM 181602=DAOM 197198, 807 nucleotides. RefSeq lists its product as uncharacterized. The record is from RefSeq and is a predicted model, not a curated record. Lineage: Eukaryota; Fungi; Glomeromycota; Glomeromycetes; Glomerales; Glomeraceae.
AAGAUCCAAAUAGUUUAAAUUAUAUAAUAGUAAUGAGUUAUGCAAAAAAAGGAAGUUUGAGAAAAUGUUUAUCUGAUAUAAUUAAAUUUAAGUGGCAAGACAGAUUACAUUUAUUGAUUAGGACUCAAAGUAAUUCAUGAAUCAAAUUUAACUCAUGGUGAUUUUCAUGAUGGUAAUAUUUUAAUGUCAGAUAAUCAAAAUGAGUUAUUUAUUAUUGAUUUAGGAUUAUGUAAACCCAUAAGUGAUACUGCUAAUAAAAUUAAUGAAAUUUAUGGAGUUUUACCUUAUAUGGCUCCUGAAAUAUUAAGAAAAAAACCCUACGCUCCAACAAGCGAUAUUUAUAGUUUUUCAAUGAUAAUGUGGGAAUUUACAUCAGGUAUUCCUCCAUUUAAUUAUGAAGCACAUGAUUUUAAGCUUAUCUUGAGUAUUUGUGGAGGGAAACGUCCUGAAAUUAUAGAAAAUACUCCAAAAUGCUAUGUGGAUUUAAUGAAAAAAUGUUGGGAUUCAGAUCCUGCUAAUAGACCAACUAUAAUAAUGCUUGAGAAUAUUAUAUCUGAAUGGAUUGGAUGUAUUAGUGAUUAUUAUAGAAUAAAUAGUAAUGGAGAUUAUGAAUAUGUUGUACCUAAUGUUGAUAAUCAAUUAGAAGAUGUUAUGUUGGAAUUUGUUGAGGCAAACAAAUCUUUAGUGCAAGAACAAGUAAAUGCUUCUAUUAUACAAUCUCAUCCACAAGCACAUUAUACAAGUCGCAAACUUAGUGAAAUUUUAGUUCAAGAGACUCAGGGUUUUGAUUGUGUAAUUGAAGAUUAA